AUUGUGAAAUUAUAUUAUGGAAAGUGGCUGUGAAACAAAUAACAAUAUUAAAACUCUCGCAGUUAUCGAUUUAGAAACAAAUGGUCUACCAUGGGAACAAUUCAAUGUCUGCUCAAUAACUGAAUUGAGUGUUUAUGCAUUUUCUGCCCAAUGUUUGACGGACAAGGCAGCGGAGAACCAUGCAAACAAAAAUGCGAAGUCGUCUUGUGGGGGCAUGGAUGGAAUUGCAGAUUUGUCCAAGGAAAUCCCAGAUUUACCUAGAGUUUUACACAAACUAACACUCAUGGUUAAUCCUCAAAGGAUGAUACAUCCAGAAUCGGAAAGAAUAACAGGUCUUUGCAAUGAAAUGUUGUGCAACGAAGCAUCUUUUGAUAUCAACACUGCCAAUUGUUUAUUAGGCUUUUUGGAACGCCUUGAGAAACCAAUUUGUUUUGUGGCCCAUAAUGGUUGGUCAUUUGACUAUCCUGUAAUAAGACAUGUCUUUGAAAAAAUAAAUAUGACUGUUCCUUCUACCAUUUACUGUGUGGACUCUUUAAAAGCUUUUAUUGAAAUGGAUGAAAAACAAUAUGAAAUGGCUAAUAUUGCCAAAACAUUAAUGGAAAGUCCAAAAAGUGAUGAAGAUAUAUCUAAAGCCUGUAGCGAAGAGAUAACGAAAAUUGCCACAAAGGAUCCUUUGGAGGAUAAUGCCGCCAUCGAUUGGCGAAAAGUCAAUGAAACUACUCCUCAUCGCAAAACAAAAGUCGAGAAGAGAAAGCGUGAAGUUGAAACCACACCUUGUAAAAAUCAAGUCAAGCGCACCACAGGUCUAAAAGUACGAAGAGAAUUGUUCUCCAAACCAUUUCAACCGCAAUCAAAGUACCCUCCAAAGGGUAAAUAUCAAUUGGGCAAUAUUUAUGAGCGCGUUUUCAGCAAACCCUGCGAUAAUCUUCACCGUGCUGAGUCAGAUGUUUUGAUAUUGACUAAAUUGAUUCUACAUUAUGGUUUGGAUUUUUUGGCUUACGCAGAAGAGCGUAAAAUAACAUUUGACCAAGUGAAAAAAUUGGGAAAAUUUUAAUAGCUUUUAGCCUUGUGUUUAAUUUAAAUUUUUUAUAAGUCCAGUGACAUGAUUUUGUGCUUGUAUUAUUGUGCAUGAUUUUUAUUAUAAAGUAAUUUAAAAGAUUUUUCCAUUUUUAAGGAAUUUUUGUGAUUAUUUAAGAAUUUUUACCCUUUUAAUAUAUCUUGUAAACCCAAAUUGCUUUAUCUAAUAAAUUUUUUUAAAAUAUUAA
Stomoxys calcitrans (stable fly) is the source of this 1265-nucleotide messenger RNA. RefSeq lists its product as uncharacterized. Gene Ontology annotation, cellular component: cytoplasm. The transcript is spliced from 3 exons. The record is from RefSeq and is a predicted model, not a curated record. NCBI's taxonomy places the organism in Eukaryota, Metazoa, Arthropoda, Insecta, Diptera, Muscidae. The coding region runs from base 17 to 1054 and encodes 345 amino acids. Gene Ontology annotation, biological process: DNA catabolic process. Gene Ontology annotation, molecular function: 3'-5'-DNA exonuclease activity; nucleic acid binding.